Molecule: messenger RNA, 1830 nt
Organism: Rangifer tarandus platyrhynchus (Svalbard reindeer)
Lineage: Eukaryota; Metazoa; Chordata; Mammalia; Artiodactyla; Cervidae
Source: the annotation of a GenBank genome assembly
AUGGCCCACCAAGUCAGCCUCAGUUCCCUCCAGGAGUCGGAACGCGAAGUGAUCCUCCAGGUUUUGUACCGGGACCAGGAGGUUCAAAACACGGAGGCGGAGCGGAUACGGAAACUGAAGACGCACUUGCAGCAUCUCAGGUGGAAAGGCGCGAAGAGCCAUGAGUACACAGAGAAGUCUUGUGCCCGCUGCCAGCAGACCCUGGGGCUCCUGCUGAACCGGGGAGCCGUGUGUCGGGGCUGCAGUCACCGCGUGUGCAGCGAGUGCCGGGUGUUCCUGAGGCGGACCCGCGCCUGGAAGUGCACCGUGUGCUUCGAGGACAGAAAUGUGAAAAUAAAAACUGGAGACUGGUUCUUCGAGGAACGAGCCAAGAAAUUUCCAGCUGAAGGCAAGCACGAGACAGCCGGAGCAAAGCUCUUGCAAUCUUAUCAGAAGCUGAGCAAGAUCUCCGUGGUGCCUCCCACCCCUCCGCCUCUCAGUGAAAGCCAGUGUAGCGGCAGCCCUGCCAGGUUGCAGGAACUCGGGCAGUUUAAAGGAUUCAAUAAGUCUGUGGAAAAUUUGUUUCUGUCUGUCACCACCCACAUGAAAAAACUCUCCAAGUCCCAGAAUGACAUGACCUCUGACAAGCAACACCUGGAGACGGUCCCCAGGCAGCGUGAGGGCCGGCCGGAGAGGAGGAGCCUGUCCGACACGGCAAUCAACGCCAGCACCAGGAAGGUCAGCACACCAGAUAUUCUGAAACCUCUCAGUCCAGAGAGCCCCAGACGCCUUACGAGCCCUGUUUUGAAGCAAGAAGACAUCUCAUCCAGUCCAGUGCUCAACACUUUGUUCUCAGGAGGCUUGAGACAGGGAAGUCUAAUCAGCAUUAACAGCACUUGCACAGAGAUGGGCAAUUUUGACAAUGCUAAUGUCACUGGAGAGAUAGAAUUUGCCAUUCGUUACUGCCUCAGAACUCAUUCUUUAGAAAUAUGCAUCAGAGCCUGUAAGAACCUUGCCUUUGGAGAGGAAAAGAAGAAAAAGUGCAAUCCGUACGUCAAGACCUAUCUGCUACCUGACAGAUCGUCCCAGGGAAAACGCAAGACCAGCGUCCAGAAGAACACGGUGGAGCCGACCUUUCAGGAGACCUUGAAGUACCAGGUGGAGCUGGCCCAGCUGGCCAGCCGGCAGCUGCAGGUGUCCGUGUGGCACCUGGGCGUGCUCACCCGGAGGGUGUUUCUUGGAGAAGUGAUCAUCCCUCUGGCCACGUGGGACUUCGAAGACAGAGUGUCGCAGUCCUUCCGCUGGUAUCCGCUCCGGGCCAAGGCAGAGAAAUCCGAAGACAGCCUUCCCACCAAUAACGGAGAACUCGCAGUCCGGGCCAUGCUGGUCCUCCCUGCAGGGCCCAGAGAGCUCCAGGAGGCUCCAGAAGGGACAGGAGACGAGCCAUCACAGAACGGUCAGCUCUGUUUGGUGGUGCUGGGAGCCAAGAAUCUACCUGUGCGGUCCGAUGGCACCUUAAACUCAUUUGUUAAGGCCUGUCUCACUCUGCCAGACCAACAGAGGUUGAGACUCAAGUCCCCCGUCCUGAAGAAGCAAGCCUGUCCCCAGUGGAAGCAUUCCUUCGUUUUCAAAGGCGUCACCCCUUCGCAGCUGAGGCAGUCCAGCCUAGAACUGACUGUUUGGGACCAGGCCACCUUCGGGGUGAAUGACCGCUUCCUGGGAGGUGCCAGGCUUGGUUUGAAGGAGGACCAGCCCGGCGGCGCACACACAAGCUCACAGGCAAAGCUCCAGUGGCAGAAAGUUCUUUCCAGCCCCAACCUGUGGACAGACAUAACCCUCAUCCUGCGCUGA